Fusarium odoratissimum NRRL 54006 is the source of this 6048-nucleotide messenger RNA. RefSeq lists its product as uncharacterized. The coding region runs from base 3001 to 4311 and encodes 436 amino acids. Gene Ontology annotation, biological process: regulation of DNA-templated transcription. The transcript has 4 exons. Gene Ontology annotation, molecular function: DNA binding. The record is from RefSeq and is a predicted model, not a curated record. NCBI's taxonomy places the organism in Eukaryota, Fungi, Ascomycota, Sordariomycetes, Hypocreales, Nectriaceae.
CGCCAACCUCAACGGUGAGUGCAACUUCAUCGGUUCACCUGCCGGUCCUGGACCUCAAGCCUUCCAGACUUCACCUCGGAAGGAGAAACAAAGUUUAUGAUCCUGUUUAAGCUCGAGAAUCAUCUGCCGAGAUCAGGUACGCCAGGGACCAACAGGCACGCGCCAGCAAGCCUCGGUGCGGUGUAACGUUCAAUCCUUAUUGACUGAUACCAUGUUCUCAAACGGAUAACUUAAGCUUCAUUCAGGUGCCAAGAGCAAGUAUGACUUUGACCGUCGUCGGUGGCAGACCGUAUUGAGCCUAGAGAUGCUACGAUACCUGCUGUUUCAGUGCACCUGCGCCGAGCAGCACAUGUACUAUGCCAUGCUGCCCUGCAAUCCCUUCCAAGCCGUUUUCUUAGGGACCAAUCGUGGCUUUCGAGAGUGGGCUAUCCUGGCUCCGGAGGUGAUCCCAAUACGUCCCGGCGCCGUGCGAUCUUCGCGACGAUCGUAUAACUUGACAAGCCAAUCGCAUUAAAGCUUUUGCUGACAGGCUGUUGAGUUUAUGUUCUGCGAUUUGUGCAAGGGCAAGCAAGCUGUCAUAAUUUAUCUAUUCAUGCGAAGAAAUAGCAUCUCUGAAAGAGUUUGAGAUGUGGAGUCGCCCAUUUCUUACUUAUCAACGCACACACAUAUUCAUAUGCGUGUCUUUGCACUCAAUGAGGCGUUUAGACGUUUAUCCUAAGAUCUUGUUGGACCGCCGCCCAAGACCCAGGGACUUGGGCCUGGACUGCCCGUCGACGCCACGGGCCUCCCGUCUCUGUACCCGCUGAAGCCGCGUCACAACAGAAAUCCUAGUGAUAUGAGUGGGCUUAUGCCCUCCCCCCCCCCCCUUUCAGGAUUGCUGGAAAUCCAGGAAACAAACAUAGCACAACACGACGACAAGCAAGCAGGCAAGGCAUUCCUUACCACAUUCAACAACCCCACAUUGGCUGCCGAACACAUAAUGACUGCCGGGAGCCUAUGGUCCCUACCUACGGACACACUUGCGAGAUCGUUUGGUUCAGCCUCGAAGCACAGACGAGUAAUGACAAUUGUACGACGAUGACCACUUACUUAAAACUCUACUGUGCAGUUUGGGUGCUUGAGAUAGUGACGCCUACAAAACUGGCCGCCGAUCCACAACCCGGUACUGACGUGUAAUUGCUUGCUCGAUGGUAGCGAACCAAGGAUUACGCUUGAUUCAUGGCAUAUCUGCAACUUGCAGAUGCCAUUGUCAGUGGCGGGUGCCGUAGCCGCUCUAGCGCUGCCCCUAGCCACAACAACUAUGGAGAUGACACCCGUAAAAUAUCGAGGCUGGACUGUAUCAGCCAGAGGCAAAGCCAAACAGGAGCGUAACGGCACCUACCAGCGCUGAGCAUCCGUCAUUCUUGAACUCUAAUAGCACCACAAGCCCGAAACCCAUCGGCCUGGGUCAGAGCGCUCCAAUCUCGUGAUCCCCUCACAAGCAGUGGUGAGAGACUAUGUGAGUGGCUUCUUACUCUUACAACGUUCACAAUCACAACCACAACCACAACCAAAGUCGGCAAUCUAGCGCCAAGCCACAGAGGCUUACCAACGUUGAGGAAAUGCAGAUCCAGUUAGGGAUAAAAUUUUAUGCCCAUGUCGAAAAUUGUGGUCUGGCCUAUUCAGGACAGGGUACUGUCAAGUAUGACCCCAAACUCAUAUAUGUGUCGGUAUGUAUGCACGUGUAAAGACAGAUGCAUAUGCAAUGAUACCCCAAACUCCGGUCUGGUCCUCGCGUAGCACAAUCCCGUUCAUUGCACGUUCUCUCUCAACCGCCUUGACUCCAUCGUCCAUACAAACAACGUAUGUACAUAAAAAGGGACAUGCAGAUGGGGGUGGAAGCGGCGAAAACUAGCUGACACUCCACACUCCACAUCGAAAAGGCUGCCAAUAUCGCACACGCCAUGGUGUGUCAGCCACCAUGGACCUGGUCACCUUUCUCUGCUUCUCCAACUGGGUUCCUAAAUUGUGAACUAAGAGCCAUGGGCGCCAGGUCUUGGCCUCUUGUUGAGUCCCUGCUCCAUGUCGAUAACCACCCCUGAUCCAGGAAGCGGCCAUAUCCCAGCAACCACCACGAGCCUGUCAAAGCUGUUCAUGAGUGUUUUGGGAUUGGUGACGUUUCUCUUGUCCUGAACGAUACGACGCUAGGUUCUCUCAAGCCAGGCCAUUUGUUUCUUCAUCUUGCCCCAUCCUUCAUUCCCCCUGGCUUCUUGAUCGCCCUGUGUACCCUGUUCAAGCUCGCAUGCCUGAGCCCUUCAGGUUUAGACUGCCCGUCAGGUUGUUUCCUCCACACCUCGAGGCAAAGAAGUCUCUUUGGAGAGGUACCUGUCUGUAUUGCUUUAAAGAACCUGGCAUCCCAGUCCACAACGCUUUGUUCCCACGUCGUUGUAUGUGGCUUGGACGAGUUGGUUUCACUAAUACUGCGACUUCUCCAGUUCAGCCCCGACCACUUUGAAAUUCUCCGCUCAGACUGUUUAUGGCCCUGUGUCUUCUGGCAUUUCCUAACCUGGCUCCCUCGUCUGCGUUGCCCUACGGUUGAGUAGCCCCCACAUGGGAUUUGGAACAACCAUCAAGGCCAAACGCCGCCAUUAUAUCUGAUAUACAAAAGGCUUGGGCGUCCCACCAACGGCAAAUAACCCCCGACUCAUCGUUACUCUCUUGAACCACCAUCUCCUUCUCUCCAUCGCUAUCUUCUUGUAAUACGACCAGGCUUAGUCCUCAAGACUGUUUGCCUGAUUUCGCUCUUUACUCACCAACGCUGCUGUUUCCUCAACUGUCUAUUAGAUCAGCAACGUUGCGGACUGGACGAUCGUUCAAGCGUUCCUUGACUUCACAUUGCGUAAUAUCUCAAGGUACAAUUCAUCAUUGAUCAGUAAUUGAGAAUCGAAUUAUCCGUCACACCGGGCAAUAGACCACGAUAACCGCUGCGCGGUCACUCCUCGCCUUGCUCGCCGUAUUGUUAUGGAAGAUAGUCGUUCACUGUCAAAACAGUCUGAAACGAAACCACGAACCUCAGCUCCUCAACUUCCCAAUAUGUCUAUGCUUGCUACAGCAUCUCCUUCUCCUCACCCUUCAUCCUUCGGUAUGCCCCGUCCAUGGGAAACCAACCGAUGUCCCGACUAUUCGCUUCGACCGAGGACCGAGAACGACAAAGUUGCACUUCCUUCAAUUCGACAGGCAUUCCCCGAAUUACAACUUCAGACCCAGCCGCCACAUGAUCUCAAUACCAAGCCGCCAUCUACAGGGCCACCCUUGGGCGCACCACCAUUGACCGCAGCAUCGCCUCAAUAUAUACACUCACCCAAUUCUAGCAAAAGAAGGAGACUAUCAAUGGAGCGUGAAGUUGAAACGGAGAGAGUCCGUCAAGUACCACGCUUGUGCUACAGUCCCGAUCGAGCUUCACCCAGGCAGAUUUCACCACACCUACCUAUCCAAGGGGGGUCACAGGAGAAUUGGGCCGCUCCCACAAGGACAAGCCCGUUUCUGACAAACGGGUCAAAUUCUCACUCAGUCCCAAUGGAAGCCAGUGAGAGAGCAGAGUCUCGGCCGACGCUGCCCAGUCUUCCUCCACCACGUUCUUUGGAACGAGAACUACCUGUGGGCCGUGGCACAGCACCUUCAGACGGCUAUCGACCACCUCAGCAGUCGAUGUCACAUUCACGAACUCCCAUAUCUGAGCCUGGCGUCUCACCAUACCAUGAAAACGGUUAUGGGUAUCCUUACCACCACCCAACACGAUAUCAGUCACUAUCCACGGGAUCCGCUCACUCGUAUGAUCGGACACCUUUCACUCCAGGCACAUAUAAUACACCUUACCAAGAUUUUGUUCGAUUUGGAGACAUGAGCUCUGCCAGUCUCAGCGGUGAUAACAAACAACGGAAGCGAAGAGGAAACUUGCCCAAAGAGACUACAGACAAGCUCAGGGCGUGGUUCGUCGCACACCUUCAACACCCAUACCCUACCGAGGACGAAAAGCAAGAUCUCAUGCGACAGACUGGACUGCAGAUGAAUCAAAUCUCAAACUGGUUCAUCAAUGCUCGACGUCGCCAAUUGCCAGCCAUGAUCAACAACGCUCGCGCUGAAACUGACGCCAUGACGGGCGCUCGAGGCGGUGACCUAAAGGUCCUCGCCACAACAGAACGGGGUGACUUUGACCACUCCAAACGAGAGCCCGCCGGACCCUUAAGUGACGGUGAGGGCGCCACUUAUGACGAGGAACUUGAGGCGUUGAGCCAGCGAAGGCCUGGCACCAUCGGCAGGGGCAGUGUCUAAAUUCAGGUACUAUGAAGAUCUGCAUCGGCCAUUAUUUGAAUGAUCUUGUUUUUUCGGAGCGAUACCCUUUUUCGGGUUUGGUAUGGGAAUAGCGCAUUUUAUGUUCUUGCUACUGUUUCUUCUUCAUGUUUGAGGUUUUAGCCUCCAAACGCGUUUAGCGACGGGAUAUCCCUUGGGUAUUUGGGCCAUCUAAAGUGGGGAUAUUGUUUUUCCCCCUUGGUCAGCCAUUGAACCUAUGAGGAACAAAAAGCAUGGAGAACGAUCAUCAACAUUUCAACGAAGAAAACGCGAUAUAUACGAUAACAGCGUUCUGCACGGAGGAUAAACAGAGGAUGGGUCUCCCGGAUGAGCAUUGGACUCGAAGAAGAUUAGACACCUCGCGGACAAUCUACGAUAAUCUAGGGGCUCAUGAUGACUUUGGCAAAAGGUGAACCAGACGCCUUCCUUGUCAAAUCAUACCAAGUCAAAUCAAAUCAAAUUACAAGAAAAGGAAAACUUUGCCAAUCAGGGAUGAGCCAACUACAGACCACAGUACUAGGAAGCGUCCGUCCGACAGUGACCUACCGUCUGUGCAUGUAUGGGUGGGUGUAAGUCCAGGCAGGACGGGCCAUGGUAGGAUUUUAGUUGAUUCACCUAUUGAGGACCGCUAACCAUACUAAAAAAAGCUUUGAUCUUAAGUGGGAAUACCAAUUAUCGUGAAUUUCCCGACCCCCGGUCCACCAAUAUAAUAACAUGAGGCAGCCGGUCAGCCAGUCUUACCGAUACCAUCGCUAACACUCACUUAUUACUCGCUCAAGAAUCCCUAUGUUUCUCAGCGCAGAUUUAGGGGGACUAUGUGGAGUCAAUGGAGAGGAUGAUCUUAGCCGGGGCUAUUUAGAAUGUCACCAGUCAUGUAUAGCGUCAACGGCUAGCCUAUGUUAGGAGCCACUGGUUUGAUAGAACCAACUACCACCUCACUUCGAAUCCGAUCAGGUAAAGAAGGUCUGCCAAGUUGAGUGAGGAAAGGAGACCAUGUUCCGAGAAGGGAGCCAGGGACCAAGUUGAGGUCCGUGUUAAAAAUGUCUUUGAACGGAGAGCCAGUCGGCCGGUUCUGUCAUCCUAAACUGGGCUACGGAGGAUUUGACGACACUGACUCUGUUAAUGCAAGACACACCCGACGGAGAUUCUCCGGUGCUCGGAAGUUUGCUGCAGCAGGAGAAGGCGAGGAAGGGUGUGGGUGGCAUACAUACCUAGCUACCUGGGUGGGAGGCUGGAUGGUUGCAUAAAAGACGAGUUUUUCAUGACUUAGCAAUGAUGAGCACACAUUCGAUGGCAGUUAUGCAUGGUGCCAAGAAGGGAAUCUGAACGAGAAAUACAGUGAGAAGGAAAAAGAGGUAGUAUCCGAUAUCCAUAGCACGGAGAGGCACGUUGUCUACUAGUCAAUAGCAGACAAUAGCUCAUGGUUGAAGAUAUGCAGCAGCACCACCACCACCACCACCAACAGCAACAGGAACACCCACAGGUGCGCCUCUGCCGCUGCAUGCACAUCUAGACAACCUCAUGAGGCGGCUGCCUUCCCAAAAAAGUAACUCAUGCCUUGUGACGGUUUGGAAGCGACUGUGAUGCUGUCACGGCCAGGUCAAGGGCGCUUGGGAUGCGGCACUUGCAAAGGCCAGAUCGGGCUUCUAGGAACGCCCUGAGCCGUGAAUGCCGCAAGGACAUCUCCUUGUAAAGUUCAGUCGAACGAUCUACGCAUGC